CUCUACUAAAAAUACAAAAAUUAGCUGGGCAUGGUGGUGCACACCUGUAGUCCCAGCUACUCGGGAGGCUGAGGCAGGAGAAUUGCCUGAACCCAGGAGGCAGAGGUUGCGGUGAGCUGAGAUCGUGCCAUUGCACUCCAGCCUGGGUAACAAGAGCUAAACUCCAUCUCAAAAAAAAAAAGAAACACCGAGUAGACUUUGAAGCCUAAACCAGCAGCCCUGAGCACUUCCUUUUGUUUGCAAACUGCUCAGGUGUCUCACCAUGCCAGGUUUGGCACUGGCUCUUUCCUCAUCUAAGGGACAUUCUUUCCGUCAGCUCCUGCCUUAUCUGGAGAACUCUUACAUUACCUGCAGAACCCAAUCCCAUUGUACCCUUUCCCUGUCAGAGUCAUAAAUUCAAUCCCCAACUCAGGGGCACUGAGGGCAUUUAUGACAAGCUGUGUUACAAAUUAUACCAGCUUCUCUCAGGAUGCUUGCACAGGAAGUGGGUGAUUGUCCUGAAUCUGUAGCUGGGGUUACAGAUGUGCCCUACCAGGCCUGGAUAAUUUUUGUGGUUUUAGUAGAGAUGGGGUUUCACUAUGUUGGCCAGGCUGGUCUCAAAUUCCUGACCUCAAGUGAUCCAGCCACCUUGGCCUCCCAAAGUGCUGAGAUUACAGGCGUGAGCCACUGCGUCCGGCCUGAGUGUGUUUUUUAUUUAUUGUUUUAGAGACAGAUGGGGGUGAAGUGUCAUGAUCGCGGCUCACUGAAACCUGGAACUCCUGGGCUCAAGCCGUCCUCCCGCUUCAGCCUCCCAGGUAACUGGGACCGGAAGCAUGCACCAUCACGGGGGUCUCGCUGUGUUGUCCAGGCUGAUCUUGAACUCCUGGCUUCAAGCGAUUGUCCGGCCUCAACCUCCCAAAAGGCGGAGAUCACAGGCGUGAGCCACCGUGUCUUGCCCUUGAGUGUACCUUCGCAUGUGGGACAGUUCAGGGGCCCCUCUGAGUGUGCAAGGCUGUGUCUCUGUGGGUCUCGCGCUGUGUGGCUGCUGCAGGGCUGUGCGUGGACAUUAGUGUGUCUGCAGGUGUGAUGAACAGGAUGGCGACUGAGGCUACGUGUGCACUCUGUGUCUGUGAUCGUAGGUGUGAUGCCGUGUGCUUUUGUGAAUGAGAAGUGACUUUGAGAGUGUUCCUCUCAGGCUGGACGCGGUGGCUCACACCUGUAAUCCCAGCACUUUGGGAAGCUGAGGAAUUUAAGACCAGCCGGCCAACGUGGUGAAACCACAUCUCUACUAAAAAUACAAAAAACAAUUUAGGCCGGGCGCGGUGGCUCACGCCUGUAAUCCCAGCACUUUGGGCCGCCGAGGUGGGUGGAUCAGGAGGUCAAGAGAUCAAGACCAUCCUGGCCAACAUGGUGAAACCGCAUCUCUACUAAAAAUACAAAAAAUUAGCUGGGCGUGGUGGCGCGUGCCUGUAAUCCCAGCUACUCGGGAGGCUGAGGCAGGAGAAUUGCCUGAACCCAGGUUGCGGUGAGCCGAGAUCGCGCCGUUGCACUCCAGCCUGGGUAACAAGAGCGAAACUCCGUCUCAAAAAAAAAAACCAAACAAUUUAGCUGGGAAGGACGCAGAGGCUCACAUCUGGAAUCCCAGCACUUUGGGAGGCUGAAGAGGUCAGAAGAUCGAGACCAUCCUGGCCAACAUGGCGAAACCCGGUCUCUACUAAAAAUACAAAAAUUAGCCGGGCGUGGUGGCGGGUGCCUGUAAUCCCAGCUACUCAGGAGGCUGACAGGAGAAUCGCUUGAGCCAGGGAGUCAGAGUUUGCAGUGAGCCAAAAUCGAGCCACUGCAGUCCAGUCUGGCAACAGAGACUGUCUCAAAAAAGAAGAAGAAGAAAAAAACCCCAAACUAGCUAGGCUUGGUGGUGGGUGCCUGUAAUCCCACCUAUCCAGUGGCUAAAACACAAGAAUCACUUCCAGCCUGGGUGACAGUUUAGACAAAGAAGAAAAAAAGAGUGUCCCUUUUUGAGUGUGCAGUUCUCUCACUGGGUCCACAUGGACCCUCAGUCUCUUCAUCCAGAGUGGCUCCACCUCCCUCUACUAACUUCAACUCCACCUUCGUCCUCCCCAGAAUCCCACAGAGUGGGAGAACUGCAGACGAGGAGUCGCUGGGGAACCAGGUUGAGCUGGACCUUAGUCUCCUCAUGCAGUGUGGCUCCCUUUCCCCUCUGCAGAAGCCCAUACAGCCCAUGUAGGGUCAUGGGUCCUGCCUGCUCAACCCUGUGCCUUGUGUGUGUGACAGACCCCCAGCCAGUGUGCGGCCUGCGCUGUUGAGAAUGCAGCCCCCAGGGACUGCAGGGGCUUCUGCUUAUGUUCCAGUUCCCUGGCGGGCUGGGCCGUCAGCCUGUGGCUGGGACUCCGGAUCUGCGUGGGGCACAGGAAGGCCGAGGUCCCGGGAGGGCCUGGGUGGAGGGUGAACAACACUCACGCACACGUGUACACAGCGGCAGGGGAGCUUCGGGGCGGCAGACCCCGUGUGUCCUGGGCUGAACAACUCUCCUCUCUCCGAGGCCAGGCCAUCUAGGAUGGGAAGCUGAGGCUCAGAGUAAGCAUCACUUGGGCUUCCGGAGCAUCUGAGCACUCCAGCCUCUCUGCGGAGGCCAGCCUCAGUCAGCCCAAACGGUGGAGGAAUCCGGCACCCCAAACCUCAGUCAGGAGACUGCGGGGGUGGGCAGGGACCCCAGCCAGCAGCAGCCCUGAAACUGCUUCCCAAGCAGACCACCCACGGGCUGGGGCCUGGCCGCCAAGCCCUGCUCUCGGGGCUCCCGGGAAGUCCUGCUGAUUGACCGCCGCGAGUGUCUCCAGCUGUAGCUGGGGGUCCCCGUGAGCCAGGUGGCAAGGAUUCUCCCUGGGGGCGCUCUUUGCCCUGAUCUGUGCCCUCCAGCUUUGUGGGGGGAAGGGAGGGCAGGGGCGGACACUGUGGUUAGAGGAUGGUCCUAAGGACAGAUGUAUGGGGGAGAGGGGAGGGGCCCAGCUGAGGGGAAGAAUUGUAGCCUCGGGAGCCCCCAGUCCGAGGGGCAGGAGGGGAGGGGUCCCGCCUCGCCACUGCCCGCCCCGGGCUCGCAGUGCCCGCCCCUUCUCCGCCCCUCAGACCGUGGGACCCGCCGACCCCUCCCGCGCUCUGGGAACCCAACACCCAAGGCCUGCCAAGCAUCAAGGUGACACCGUGGGCAAAUCUAAACACCGUGCCGGGCUUUUUCCAUCCUCCGCAGGGGCUCAUCGUAAAUCCCCCCUCGAGGCCCAGCCAAGGCUUUUAUGAGCAGAGGACCCAGGUCUCUGGGGACCCAGCUUUACCCCAGCAGGCGCCGGCUUCGGGCUGGAUGGGUCUGGCGCCUGCCCCAGGCCUCUCCCCGCCGGGAGGUGGGCAGCUUGCGGGUAUUUUUAGUAGCUGGUGGAAGGAGAUAGUGGCUUUCCGCUCACCCUGGUGGGGGAGCCCGAGGAGGCCGUCGGACAAGGCAGACCUGGGUCCACAUGGACCUCAGUCUCCUCAUCCAGAGUGGCUCCCCUCCCCCUCCCCAGAAGCCCACAGAGCGGGAGAAGUGCGGACGAGGAGACGAUGGGGAACUGGGUCCACCUGGACCUCAGUCUCCUCAUCCAGAGUGGCUCCCCUCCCCCUCCCCAGAAGCCCACAGAGCGGGAGAAGUGCGGACGAGGAGACGAUGGGGAACUGGGUCCACCUGGACCUCAGUCUCUUCACCCAGAGUGGCUCCACCUCCCUCUCCCCAGAAGCCCGCAGAGCGGGAGAAGUGCGGACGAGGAGACGAUGGGGAACUGGGUCCACCUGGACCUCAGUCUCCUCAUCCAGAGUGGCUCCCCUCCCCCUCCCCAGAAGCCCACAGAGCGGGAGAAGUGCGGACGAGGAGACGAUGGGGAACUGGGUCCACCUGGACCUCAGUCUCUUCACCCAGAGUGGCUCCACCUCCCUCUCCCCAGAAGCCCGCAGAGCGGGAGAAGUGCGGACGAGGAGACGCUGGGGAACUGGGUCCACCUGGACCUCAGUCUCCUCAUCCAGAGUGGCUCCCCUCCCCCUCCCCAGAAGCCCACAGAGCGGGAGAAGUGCGGACGAGGAGACGAUGGGGAACUGGGUCCACCUGGACCUCAGUCUCUUCACCCAGAGUGGCUCCACCUCCCUCUCCCCAGAAGCCCGCAGAGCGGGAGAAGUGCGGACGAGGAGACGCUGGGGAACUGGGUCCACCUGGACCUCAGUCUCUUCACCCAGAGUGGCUCCACCUCCCUCUCCCCAGAAGCCCGCAGAGCGGGAGAAGUGCGGACGAGGAGACGCUGGGGAACUGGGUCCACCUGGACCUCAGUCUCUUCACCCAGAGUGGCUCCACCUCCCUCUCCCCAGAAGCCCACAGAACGGGAGAAGUGCGGACGAGGAGACGCUGGGGGGCUGGGUCUAGCAGGACCUCAGUCUCCUUGUGCAGUGUGGCUCCCUCUUCCCUCUCCAGAAGCCCGUACAGCAGAGAGGUACCGACGGGGACGAGCUGGGGAAACGAGGUCCACCUAGACCCCAGAAGCCCACACCGUGGAAAGGCGCCUGCGCAGUAGCGAAACAGCACCGUCUCGUCGGACGCGUAGCCCAGGCCCAGCUCGCUCACGCGUACCUCCAGCUCGCGCAACCCGCACGGCCGCGUCCCCGAUCGCUCACGCGCGCGCCGCCGCGGGGGCCCCUCCCGACGGCGCGGACCAGGGGGCUGCCCGGCCCAGGGCGUCAGCUCGCGCAGCUCCACCGCAUCCGGGGCGCCCUGCAGCAGUGCACGGUCUGCGAGAGGAGGAAGAGAAAGGAGCGGGGUCAGUGGGUGCAGGGGAGCCUCCGCUGAACCCCUGCAAACGAAGACCCUUGCUGGGACGCCAGGCCUGGACGGCUUCUCAUCUCACUCCCAGAUCCCAGAUUUCCCCACCCUCUUGCUGAGCUGUUGAUGCAGCCUCUCUGGGCGGCAUUGAGGGGCACGUGCACACUCACACCCCCACGCUGGUCCAGCACCCCUUUCUCAACCCUGAGCCUAUAUCAGCUGCCCAGAACCUGGUUCGCCCUUUCUGGGCCGCUUUCCAGCGCAUCCCACCUUGAGCUGAGAUGACCGGGGUCUGGAAGUCACCUCCUCUGGGCCCCACUCUCACCCCAUUGCUGCUCCAUUCUCCACGUCUCCCAUCGUAACCCUAUCUGGACCCCUCCUCUAUGCUGGGCUGCCCCAAGACCCUGGUGCACCCUCUCUGGGGAGUGUUAGGGGGCUGCUUCCCAUGCCCCCAUCCUCUUUAGUGAGGCUGUCAUAGGUGUCUAUCUCUAGAGCCCCCUCUUCAGUCCCCAACGUCUCUCAGCCCCGGGGCUUUUCAGGCUCCAUCCCUGCUGCUCUGCCCGUGCAGUUUCCCCAUUCAAGAAACUAAUUGGGGUGUUUGGGCUUCUCAGAAUGCAGAGGAGCAGUAGGCACUGCAGCCCACUGUGUUCAAGGCCUGUGUGGGGACCCCAUUCCAUGGGGUGGCAGCAGGUAUUGUCAGAGCCACCCCAUGUGACAGAUGACAAAACGGACCAUCCCAAGGUCACACCAUUAGCAGGUGGCCAAGAGAGAGACAGGCUUAAAGGACAUUCUUCCUGCCUCCAUCAUUCACCCAAAUUUGGCCCAGGUCCAGGCGCCUUCUCCCACACUCGCCAGGAGGUGCCCAAGUCACCGAUUCCCAGGGCCUGACAGCCUAAAUUUAUUACCCAAGCGGCUGGCUCCACCCCCAAACUCUGAAGCCCCGGGAGAGCAGUGCAGACGUUGGAAUGACAGGCAGCGCUGCUGACGGACCUGCAGGCGGGGGACUCCCAGCCCCAGAGCAGGUGGCCGUCACGCCUGUGCUUGGGAGAGGGAAUCUUGGGUUGAGGCUCCACCUGCCCCCAAGGCUGGUACACCUGGCUGUCAAAAGAAUGAGCCUCUGGGUGGCCCUGGGGGAGGAGGGGCUGUCUGUCUCCCGAGGGGAGGGGGAGAGAUGUCUGUUCCCACAGGGGAUCUCAAAAACAGGACAAACCCAACCUCAGAGCCUGACUCUGCCACUUUUGCCACUUCUGCAUCCUCAGCCUCCGUUUCCCUGUUUGUUCCGUGAAGCUCCCAGAAUCUCUGCCUUGGCUGGGGCUGAGAGGGUGAGAAGUCGGUGUUGGGGGGCAGCCAAUGACUGAGCAACCUGCUCCAUGUUUCUUUAAGCCCUGGAGCGGGACUGGAGCGGCCAGGACUGUGCUGGGGAGUUAGGGGCACACCCAACCCAGAGGGGUACAUUGGGCUUGCCAGAUACAAUACAGAUGCUGGGCUAAAUCUGAAUUCCAUAUAAACUACGAAUAAUCUUUUA
Callithrix jacchus (white-tufted-ear marmoset) is the source of this 6350-nucleotide messenger RNA. RefSeq lists its product as uncharacterized. NCBI's taxonomy places the organism in Eukaryota, Metazoa, Chordata, Mammalia, Primates, Cebidae. The record is from RefSeq and is a predicted model, not a curated record.